Messenger RNA from Fraxinus pennsylvanica, 582 nucleotides. The record is from the annotation of a GenBank genome assembly. NCBI's taxonomy places the organism in Eukaryota, Viridiplantae, Streptophyta, Magnoliopsida, Lamiales, Oleaceae.
AUGGGUAAGUUGCUGAACUUGGACUCACUCGAUCUAAAUCACAACAAUCUUUCUGGUAAAAUUUCCAAGUCCUUGGAGACACUUAAUUAUCUCAUAUACUUUGAUGUUUCAUUCAAUGAUUUAAGUGGUGAAGUUCCCUCUUGUGGUCCUUUCAAAAACUUUCCAAGUCGAUUCUUCAUGUCUAAUAAAGGACUAUGUGGUUAUCCUAUAUAUGGUCUCCCACCAUGUCAUACUAUUGGAAAUGGUAAACAAAGGAGACGUAAAGUGAUGCUAGGAGUUGUAUUUGCUUUGCGGUAUGAAACCAAGCAGCGAAAAGUUUUCUGGAGAAUUAAGCCUGAGGAGCUGGAUAAAUGCUUAUAUGCCCAAUGCUAUUACUCAAAUUAUAGAUUCGAACUUGUUGGCUCCAAAAGAAGAUUAUUACAUAGAAAUUUGAAACGUUUAUCAUCAAUAAUGGAACUAGCUUUAAAUUGCUCCAUGGAAAGUGCAAAUGAGAGGGUGAAUAUGAAAGAAGUUGUCGUAGCAUUGAAGAAGAUAAGAUAUGUGAUCCUGGCAUAUUACCUGGAGACAAGAGGGCAACCUUAA